AUGUCUACUUCAAUUUCUCUGUCUGUCUUAUUUCUCCUCUUCCUCCUUCAAUCUCCUCUUCCAUCUCUCUCAACAAACUCCGAAGGAAACGCUUUACAUGCUUUGAGAACCAGACUUUCUGAUCCCAACAACGUUCUUCAAAGCUGGGACCCAACUCUUGUUAACUCAUGUACUUGGUUCCAUGUUACAUGCGACUCCAACAACCACGUUAUUCGCCUAGACUUGGGCAAUUCUAACAUCUCUGGUUCUUUGGGACCUGAACUUGCCCAAUUAACUCACCUUCAGUACUUGGAGUUAUAUAACAAUAAUAUUAAUGGAAAAAUUCCCGAGGAACUUGGUAAUUUAAAGAAUCUUAUUAGUAUGGAUUUGUAUGAUAAUAAAUUUGAAGGUAAUAUCCCAAAGUCCUUUAGCAACUUGAAGACACUUAAAUUCCUGAGGCUAAACAACAAUAAGCUCACUGGACCUAUCCCAAGAGAACUCACUCAUCUUAAAAAUCUCAAAAUUCUUGAUGUUUCCAAUAAUGACCUCUGUGGUACCAUACCAGUGGAUGGCAGCUUCGGAUCUUUCCCAGCAGAAAGUUUUGAAAAUAACGCACUCAACGGCCCAGAACUGAAAGGACUGGUUCCUUAUGACUUUGGAUGCUAA
Molecule: messenger RNA, 645 nt
Organism: Vicia faba (fava bean)
Lineage: Eukaryota; Viridiplantae; Streptophyta; Magnoliopsida; Fabales; Fabaceae
Source: the annotation of a GenBank genome assembly